GGCGCUGGGAGUUGUGGUCGCGCUGCCGCGGGAGCCCAGCGGCGUCCUGGCCGCCUCUGCCGCCGCUCCCGGACGAGGGGCCGGGCCGGGCGGGACAGCUGCCGCGGGGCGGCUCCAGCCGGGGGUGUGGGGCAGGGUCGGCCUCUCGCCGCAGUCCAUCGCCCACUGGCGGGGCAGAGAUGGAGGCGCCCUGGCGCCAGGGCGGCCGGGGCCGGGGCCGUGCCAGGCCUGCUCCCGGGCUCGCCGACCGCGCUGGGGCGGCUGCCCGACCCCCGGCCCCGAGGGCCCGCGGCGGUGCCGGCGUUGCGGCCGCGGAGACGAGCGGCAAGGGGGCCAGCGAAUUAUCUUCACAGAAGAAAUUUGAUGAAAUUAAGAAGGCUAAUCAGGCUGCUGCAAAAAAGCUAGUUGAAGACCAAUUUAGCUCCUCCUCUGAAGAUGAUGAUGAAGAUGCUGAAGAAAAACAAGGAAAGAUUUUGGUCAAAACAUUUAACAUUUACACCAGUCAAACUGAUGGAGAUGCAAGUGAACUGGAACGUACAAGACAGUACAUGAAUGAAGCUUUUCAGUCAGGGGCUAUGACAUGUCUCAUCUGCAUUGCUUCAGUUAAAAGGAACCAAGCUGUCUGGAGCUGUUGUGGAUGCUUCUGUAUAUUUCACUUGGUGUGUAUCCAAAAGUGGGCCAAGGACAGCCUUUUCCUUGUCUCUUCUCCUUUGACAGAUGAUGAUUUUGGAAAGAAAGAUUAUCCCUGGCCAUGUCCAAAAUGUAGGUUUGAAUACAAACGGUCUGAAACUCCCAGUAGGUAUUACUGUUACUGUGGAAAAGUGGAAAAUCCAACGCUGGACCCAUGGCUGAUACCUCACUCCUGUGGUCAGAUAUGUGAGAGGGAAUUCAAACCUCCUUGUGGUCAUAAAUGUUUGCUGCUUUGUCAUCCAGGACCUUGUCCACCUUGCCCAAAGAUGAUCACAACAACCUGUCACUGUAAGAAGGCCCAACCUGUGCCCCGGAGGUGCAGUGCCAAGGAAUGGUCGUGUCGCCUGCCGUGUGGACGAAUGUUGCUGUGUGGACAACACACUUGUGAGAAUGCCUGUCAUGCAGGAGAUUGUCAGCCUUGUCCUCGAGUCAGUAAACAACGGUGCAUCUGUGGAAGGCAGACAGCAGAAAGAUUUUGUGCAAGUCCUCAGUGGCAGUGUGAUCAGGUGUGUGGGAAACCUUUGCGUUGUGGUAAUCACACAUGUGAACAAGUUUGUCAUGCUGGUCCCUGUGGAGACUGUCCUCGUUCCGGGAAAAGGUCCUGUCCAUGUGGAAAGUCAAAGUUUACACUGCCUUGUACAGAAGAUGUGCCCACAUGUGGCGAUAGUUGUGACAAAGUUCUGGAAUGUGGCAUCCAUAAAUGUUCACAGCGCUGUCAUCGAGGUCCUUGUGAAAUAUGCAGACAGGAAGUUGAAAAACAGUGUCGCUGUGGAAAGCACACUAAGCGCCUGCCAUGUCAUAAGCCAUAUCUGUGUGAAACAAAGUGUACUAAAAUUCGUGAUUGCCAGAAGCACCAAUGUAGGAGAAAGUGCUGUCCUGGAAACUGUCCACCUUGCGAUCAAGUCUGUGGGCGGACUCUGGGCUGCAGAAAUCACAAAUGUCCUUCAGGCUGCCACAGAGGUAGUUGCAAUCCAUGUCCAGAGACCGUAGAUGUGAAAUGCAAUUGUGGGAAAACUGUUAUUAAAGUGCCCUGUGGCAGAGAGCGCACCAUCAAACCCCCGAGAUGCAAACAGCUCUGCAGUCGACCGCCUACCUGUCACCACCCUACGCAGGAGAAACACUAUUGUCACUUUGGUCGGUGUCCUCCGUGUCGUCAGUCCUGCCAGAAAACAUUAACGUGUGGUCAUUUGUGCCCUGUUUCCUGCCAUGAUGAAGCACUUGUGAAGCAAACUGGCUCACAUCAGUCUGCAGGUCCUUGGGAACAGCCAUCUGAGCCAGCUUUUAUUCAAACUGCAUUGCCAUGUCCUCCCUGUGAGGUUCCUAUACCAGUGGAGUGUCUUGGGCAGCAUGAGGUUAGUCCAUUACCAUGUCAUUCUGCAAAUCCCUACUCAUGCAAGAGAUUUUGUGGGCAGCUUCUUGAUUGUCAGAAUCACACCUGUAUGAAAGAAUGUCAUCGCGUUACUAAAUUGAACAGUAGUGCAGAUGAAAAGAAGGCAGGUGCAGAAUGUUCACAGUGUGAAGAGGAGUGUACCAAGCCCCGGCCAUCUGGCUGUCCUCACCGAUGUGUUUUGCCCUGUCAUCCUGGGAAUUGUCCAUCAUGUCUCCAGAUGCUUAAAAUAAAGUGUCACUGCAAACUAUCAAUACUGUAUAUUGAAUGCUUAAAAUUAACAAGUGCUGAUUUAAAAGAAAAGGAGCUUCUUAUUUCCUGCAAAAAUCAGUGUCCAAAAGAGUUGCCCUGUGGUCACCGGUGUAAAGAGAUUUGCCAUUCAGGUAGCUGCCCUCUGAACUGCAGCCAGAAGGUCAAACUCCGAUGUCACUGUAAGAGACUGAAGAAGGAAGUACAGUGCAGCAAGAUAGAAGAUGGCCAAGUUUCACUGGAAUGUGAUGCAUUAUGCAAGGAAAUGAAACGGAAAGCAUCUGAGAUAAAAGAAGCAGAAGCCAAAGCUGCUAUUGAGGAAGAAAAACGAAGACAACAGGCUGAACUGGAAGCUUUUGAAAACAGAUUAAAAGGACGAAGAAAGAAUAAGAGAAGAAAGGAUGAAGUAGAAGUUGAACAAUCAUCAUGGCAAAAAUACAAGAACCUCAUUAUGCUGCCAGUGUUUGGAGUCGCUGUUGUGAUGGUUGCAUGGCUCAUGGUCUAUAAUGACUGAAACAGCGCAAUAUUUAAUAUACCUCAGUCAGGCUUUAGGUAGCUAUUAUUCCUCGAAUGUUAGUCUGUGUUUAACAGAACUUAAUAUGCAUAGAUUAUGUACCUAUACUGUUUGCGAAGAAAACUGCAGAGGAGGGAAGAAAUGUCACCUUUGCGUUAUUAUAGUAACAGCACAAAACUGAAUUCAGACACUGACAGUAAUAGUAGUUUUUAGUCUACACUGAAGUGCUGGUGUAAUUUAUCUGACUGAGAUCUGUUAACAUCUCUUCUAUUAAUAUAUUGUGUUACUUUCCCUUGUCUCUAUUUCAUAAUAUUAAAAAAUUAGCAUAAAAUGAUAUAUUCAGUAUUUGUUUCCUGUAAAAUAAAUUUAGUGGUUUAUUGAAGAUUAGUAUUUUUAUCCUAGUCUUUAGGUUGUAUCACACAAUAACUUCUGUCUUCGUGUCAGUUUUAAUUAUAACAACUAAUGGGGAGCUUCAGAUCACUUAAGUUUGAAUAUUCUGGGGCCUCAUGUCAGAACUUCGUUCAGAGAAAGGAAAUGUGAACUGUCUUUGAAGUCAACUGUAUCACAGACAAUAUAAUGGGCCCCCUUACAGGCUUUGGGUUUUGGUUUCGUUUUUUAUUUCCCGCCCCCCUUGUUUCCUCAAAAUCAAACCAACUGAAAACUUAAUUUAAUGGACAGAUGCAUGUGCUGAACAUGGAUGUGAAGUAGUUUCAGGGUACAGGGAUGUGUCCCCCAUCAUCAACAGCAGAAAAGCAAUUUGAAGUUAAAGCAUCACUUGACUAUUUGUGUAGAUAAAUAUCACAUUUGAAUAUUUACAUAGGUGUGCAAAAACGUAAUUGAACACCGUAACAAUACAUGUUGUUCUGAAGCCAUGUGGAUAGUGCUUGCUAAUGCAUAAACUACCUAGCUAAUCUUUUAUAUGUUUAAAUAUUUCCUUACUGACAGUUUAGAAUACCUUGCCUUGGGAUAUCAGUAUUGGUUGGUAGAACUGAAAGGUUUACACAGUGUCAAGUUUUGAUUGCAGGGUGACAAACUGUGGCAGAUGCUUUGUUAACCUCCUCUUUCCCCUAACUCCCCUCUAGCCCCCACACCUUCCCACUAAGUACAGGUGAUUGGAAGGCAAAAGAAGGACAGAGAGAGAGAGAAAGAGUUGGAAAAAAUCAAAAAUGUUUUACUAAUGCUACUAAUAAAACAGAGAAAAUAAUACAAAAUGUACAAAACUCAUCUUGAAAGUCCUGGCGAAGACCAGCACUGCUCCAGCAGCAGCAAAGCCUGCACCCAGGAGUCCUGGACUGGACUCUGCAGAUGACCGGAACUGGAUUCAGUCUGUCACUAGGCCUCAGUUCGCAGGGACCACUUGCAAAGUCCUCUUCUAAUAUUGGCAAUAGGGAAAAGGGAUGAGAUCCUCGUGAUCUCCCACUUUUAUAUGAUGUAUGACAUGAAUGGGAUGGAAUACUUAGUUGGUCAGUUUUAGUCAACUGUUCAGUUCGCCAUUCCUUGUUGCCCUUCUUGCAGGACAUGUAUCCUUAUUAGUGACCUUGCAUUCCAUUGCUAUGUCUACCAAAACAUGUAUCUAGCUUUCAGAAAAGUGCAGUUAGUAAAGAAAACUUCAGCUGAAAGGAAAAUUCACUAAAAGAGAAACUUGUUUUUAACAAAACCAGGACACACAGCUUCAAGAUUAUCAGAGAAGCUACGUUGUCUUAGCUGAGGGACUGCAAGUUAAAUUCAGGGAUGGGAAAAAUCAGAAAACUGAAUUCUUAAACCCCUGCUGGAAAUUUUAUGCUGAUACAUGAGCAUUGUGGCUAACUGAAAAGUGCUUAUGAGAUCCUGUGAAAGAUGAGGUAUGAAGCCAAAGGGCAUUAGGUUGCCCUUGUUUUGGUGUCCUGGUUUUGACUGGCAUAGAGUUAUUUUUCUUCCUAAUAGCUGGUAUAGUGCUGUGUUCUGGAUUUAGGAUGAGAAUAACAUGGAUAACACACUGAUGUUUUAGUUGUUGCUGAGCAGUGCUUACACUAAGUCAAGGGCUUUUCAGCUUCCCAUACUCUGCCAGUGAGGAGGUUCACAAGAAGCUGGGGGACACAGGCAGGACAGCUGACCCAGGCUGGCCAAAGGAAUAUUCCAAACCAUACGCCGUCAUGCUCAGUGUAUAAACUUGGGGGAGUUGUCUGGGGGGCCGUGAUGCUGCACGGGGACAGGCUGGACAUCGGUCAGCAGGUGGUGAGCAAUUGCACUGUGCACCACUUGUUUUGUAUAUUCUUUUAUAAUUAUUAUUGUUAUUAUUUUCUCCUCCUUCGCUGUUCUAUUAAACUGUCGUUACCUCAA
Molecule: messenger RNA, 5159 nt
Organism: Columba livia (rock pigeon)
Lineage: Eukaryota; Metazoa; Chordata; Aves; Columbiformes; Columbidae
Gene: NFXL1
Product: nuclear transcription factor, X-box binding like 1
Exons: 22
Coding region: 180-2840 (886 amino acids)
Biological process (GO): regulation of DNA-templated transcription
Cellular component (GO): nucleus
Molecular function (GO): RNA polymerase II transcription regulatory region sequence-specific DNA binding; zinc ion binding; DNA-binding transcription factor activity, RNA polymerase II-specific
Source: RefSeq, a predicted model, not a curated record